Molecule: messenger RNA, 1665 nt
Organism: Dujonia railenensis
Lineage: Eukaryota; Fungi; Ascomycota; Pichiomycetes; Serinales; Debaryomycetaceae
Source: the annotation of a GenBank genome assembly
AUGGACUGGUACAGCAUGAGAUCAAAACGAAGCUCUGUCCCAGGAGGAGUGCCAUACGGGAGCGAGGGGUAUGGAUUGUCGUACACCAGCUCCAGGCCGACCCCGACGGGCCAACUGCGCUAUGGUGGAAGCAACUACUCGGGCGGCCCCAAUUCGAUUAAUAGCAACCCAAUCCUCGCAGGGAGUAGCGAUGCAGGUGCACACGGAUUGGGUGCUAACGUUGGUGGCAACAGCGCUAGUGGGCCUGUAGGUACAGGCACAGUCGGAGGUGCCACAGGUUCUGCGACUGGAAAUGGUAACAUCAGCGCCAAACCUACCGGUAACAACUAUAGUAAUAAAUCUUCGUACUAUCUCUCGCUGUUGCCCCUCAACUGCUCCGAUUGGGUGUAUCACGCAGGAGUAGAGAAGGACUGCAUCGCUCUAUCUUCAUACAAGGAAGACUUCACCAAUAAGCUAGAGAUAAUCAACGGUGCGAGUUACGGAAGGGAAGCUACAUACGACUACGAAGAUGAACAGUUAGCGGGCGAAAGUCUAGCACUGGGCUCCCCUGGCUCUCCGAGCAUGGACGAUGGUAGUUUGGAAGGGUUUGACUUCCACAAGAUCUGUGAAAUAGGUACCGAUUACCCCAUAACACACUUGCAAUGGGAUCCUUCCAUGACCAGAGGGUUGAGUAAUGUCGAGAGAUUGGCCACCUCGCUGGAGGUAUUCAGACUUUACCAAAUAGAUCAUGACCUUGAGAGUCCCAGCGAGUAUAAGAUAAAACAAACGCACAUACUUGCCAAUAAUGCAAACAACUCCUCUGGGGAGUCUACGUCAAUGUCGAACAGUAACAACAGCAGUAGCAGUAGCUCAAAUAGCAAUGCUACUGGUAAAAAUGACGAUGCCAACACUUUCCCGCCCGUAACUUCCUUUGACUGGAACAAGACUGAUCCUUCUAUAAUUAUAACGCUGUCAGUGGACACUACAUGCACGAUAUGGGACUUGAACAGAUCACAUCAGUUAAGUAACUCUAUGGACACAGCGUCUGUAAAGACACAGCUUAUCGCACAUGAUUCAGAGGUGUUUGACGUCAAAUUUAUACACGAUUCAGUGAACAUUUUUGCAUCUGUCGGGAACGAUGGGUCCAUUAGAGUAUUUGAUUUGAGGUCAUUAGAGCACUCUACGAUUAUAUACGAGCCACCAUCUUCCACGAUGCCGUCAGUCAAGACCAAUAAGGCUAUAAAUGGUAAUCUGGCGAACUAUCCACACCACAACUCACAUGCGCUACUCAAGUUGUCCACGUCCAAUGUUGACCAGCAUCACUUAGCUACCAUAGGAGUAAACUCCAACCAAGUGAUUAUAAUAGACAUGAGAAUGCCUGGAGUCCCAGCGGCUAAACUAGAUGGAUCCUUUGAUGGAAUCAACUCAACUGCCAUUAAUUCCAUAAAAUGGCAUCCGAACUCGAACUUUUUGUUGACUGGUGGUGACGAUUGCCAGGCACUAGUUUGGGAUUGUAAUUCACUCCCUAGUUCUGGUGGGUCAACUGCAGGCGCAGUUGAGGGCUUGGAUAUGCCUAUUUUGGCAUACGAUUCGGAGCUAGAGGUAAAUAAUGUUACUUGGAGAGCAGAUCUGGGAGAUUGGCUUGGCGUUGUUGCAGGAAAAGGAUUCCAGGCUGUUCUGUUAUGA